GUUCGCAAUAUUCGAGUUAAAUUACACGCACCGGUUACACACACACACACUCUCUCUCUCUCGCUCUGUCUGACCAUGAAACUCUCCUUCUCUCUCCCUUCCAAAUCAAAACCCACCCAGAAAACGUCCAUCCCCGUCGCCUCCGCCGCCUAUGAAGACCAAUACCAUAAAGAAUUCGUCACCGAAUUCGACCCUUCUAAAACGCCAGCCGACCCCAACUCCAAACCCUCCUUUGUAAUCCCUCCCAAGCAGAACGAAUGGCGUCCCUACAAGAAGAUGAAAAAUCUCCACAUCCCACUCCAAUCCGACGGCUCUCGUGAUCUCCAAUUCGAGCUCGAGUCCUCCUCUGAUCUUCCCCUCCCCAAUUCCGACGCCAAAAUCUCUUACGGUCUCAAUCUCCGCGACAACUCCGCCAAGAGUGAUGCGGGUGACCCACAGGGGAUCCCCGAAUCGGCAGCUCCGGUUGAGGCGGUCCUUCUCCAGAGUUUAAAAGAGGAUUUGAAGAGGUUGCCCGAAGAUCGAGGGUUCGAGGAGUUCGAGGAUGUUCCGGUGGAGGGUUUCGGUAAGGCUUUGCUUGCUGGUUAUGGAUGGGUUGAAGGGAGAGGAAUUGGGAAGAACGCCAAGGAAGAUGUCAAAGUAAAGCAGUACGAGAGGAGGACCGAUAAGGAAGGGUUAGGGUUUAGUUCUAAGGAAAAUAAAGAAAGAUUACCCGGUUUCACGAAUGUCAAACAGAAACAUGACAAAGAAGAAAUAGUGAAGGAGGAUAAAGACGGGUUUUUUGUGGGGAAAGAUGUGAGAGUGAUUGAAGGGAGAGAAAUGGGUUUGAAAGGUACCAUAAUGGAGAAAUUGGGUGGUGGGUGGGUUGUUUUGAGGUUGAAGAAAAGCGAAGAGAAAGUUAAAGUUCGUCUUUUUGAGAUUGCGGAUUUGGGAUCCAGGGAAGAAGAGAAGUGUUUGAGGAAGUUGAAAGAGUUAAAGAUUAGGGAAGCUAAAGAUUUGAAAACCAAGGGGGAUGAAAGAAAGGUUAGCAAACGAAGUAGAGAGAGUGAGAAAAGAAGUGAAACGAAGGUUAACGUGGAGAGAGUUAGGACUAAUGGCGAUCGAGGGGGUUCUUGGCUUAGAAGUCACAUUAGGGUUCGGAUUAUUAGUAAAAGUUUGGAAGGGGGGAGGUUGUAUUUGAAGAAAGGGCAGGUUGUGGAUGUUGUUGGACCAUAUAUGUGUGAUAUAUCAAUGGAUGAGAGUAAGGAGUUGAUUCAAGGCGUUGAGCAGAAGUUGCUUGAGACUGCAUUGCCAAGGCGUGGUGGUCCUGUUCUAAUUUUGUAUGGUAGGCAUAAAGGUGUCUAUGGAAGUUUGGUAGAGAGGGAUUUAGAUCGAGAAACAGGUGUUGUAAGAGAUGCUGAUAGUCAUGAGUUGCUAAAUGUGAAACUUGAACAGAUUGCUGAGUAUAUGGGGGAUCCAAGCUAUCUUGGGUAUUGAUUGUGGCAUUUGCCUUGGCAACACUGAACGAAUCCAUGACAUGCCCUCUGAUCAAAUUAAUAGGUAUUUUGUUCUAAACUGUACCCUUUGGUGUGUCGAUUUAUGUAUCCUAUCGAGUGCUAUGAAGAACACUGAAUUUUCUGUUGUUUGGUCCAAAAUUGUGAGGACUUUGCUGGUCUUUUAUUUAUACUGAUUGUAUCGACUUAGUCCAUUUCCAUUGUUCGAUCGGAAGUUUAAAAAAAUUUAUUGAAUAAAAAAAGAAGUAUUCAAAUUAUUGAUUA
This is a messenger RNA of Theobroma umbraticum, 1754 nucleotides long. RefSeq names its product D111/G-patch domain-containing protein (gene MOS2). Gene Ontology annotation, cellular component: spliceosomal complex. Gene Ontology annotation, molecular function: nucleic acid binding. The record is from RefSeq and is a predicted model, not a curated record. Gene Ontology annotation, biological process: mRNA splicing, via spliceosome. NCBI's taxonomy places the organism in Eukaryota, Viridiplantae, Streptophyta, Magnoliopsida, Malvales, Malvaceae.